CCCACCUGCCCGACUAGCCGCCCGGCCGCGCUCGCUCUUCCUGGCCGCUCUCGCCCGCGCCCUCCUCCCUCCCGAGGGGCCCCGUCGGCGGCUCAAGGCGGACAGGUCCCCCGCCGCCUCUCGCAGUCGUUGCCGCGUCUGGCUCGCGGCGGCCGCGGAGCGAGCAGCUCCGGGGAAGCCGUGCAGGCGAGCGCGCAGCCACGACGGAGCAGCCGCGGGACUGGCCGCCCCGCGCCCCGUUCGCCGCCGUGCCGUUUCCCGGCGCGCUCACCCCGUUCUCGGGAUGGGAGUGUAGCGGCGGCGCGGACGCGGCGGGCAUCGCGGCGGAGGCGGCGGCGGCCGAGCGCGGCUCCAUGUUUUCCCCCGGGCAGGAGGAGCCCAGCGCCCCCAACAAGGAGCCGGUGAAAUACGGGGAGCUGGUGGUUCUCGGGUACAAUGGUGCUUUGCCUAAUGGAGACAGGGGCCGGAGGAAAAGCAGAUUUGCCCUCCAUAAGCGGACCAAGGCCAACGGCGUCAAACCCAGCACAAUCCACGUGGUCUCCACACCCCAGGCAUCCAAGGUGGGCAGAUCAACGGAAAGUCCUAUCGACUUCGUCGUUACAGACACCAUUUCAGGCUGUCAGAACAAUGAGGAAGCGCAGAUCACACAGAGCACCAUCUCCAGGUUUGCCUGCAGGAUUGUGUGUGACAGGAACGAGCCCUACACAGCACGGAUAUUUGCAGCCGGAUUCGACUCUUCCAAAAACAUCUUUCUUGGAGAAAAGGCAGCAAAAUGGAAAAACCCAGAUGGCCACAUGGACGGGCUCACCACCAAUGGUGUCCUGGUGAUGCAUCCCCGUGGGGGCUUCACUGAGGAGUCCCAGCCCGGGGUCUGGCGCGAGAUCUCUGUCUGUGGCGACGUAUAUACCUUGCGAGAGACCAGGUCGGCCCAGCAGAGGGGAAAGCUGGUAGAAAGUGAGACCAACGUCCUGCAGGAUGGCUCCCUCAUUGACCUGUGCGGGGCCACUCUUCUCUGGAGAACCGCAGAUGGCCUUUUUCACACUCCAACUCAGAAACACAUCGAAGCCCUUCGGCAGGAGAUCAAUGCUGCUCGCCCCCAGUGUCCUGUGGGCCUCAAUACUCUGGCCUUCCCCAGCAUCAACAGGAAGGAGGUGGUGGAAGAGAAGCAGCCCUGGGCAUAUCUGAGUUGCGGGCACGUGCACGGCUACCAUAACUGGGGCCAUCGGAGUGACACAGAGGCCAAUGAGAGGGAAUGUCCCAUGUGCAGGACUGUGGGCCCCUACGUCCCUCUCUGGUUGGGCUGCGAGGCAGGAUUUUAUGUUGAUGCAGGACCACCAACUCAUGCUUUCACCCCCUGUGGACAUGUGUGCUCAGAGAAGUCUGCAAAGUACUGGUCUCAGAUUCCCCUGCCACAUGGAACUCACGCAUUUCACGCCGCCUGCCCAUUCUGUGCCACCCAGCUGGUUGGAGAACAAAACUGCAUCAAAUUGAUUUUCCAAGGUCCAGUGGACUGAUGCCCUAGACAGCCAUCUACAACAUUAUUAACAAGUUACUGUGAAGAUUUUGCCACUAACUCUAGAUUCUCUACCUUUUUGUAAUGCUGUUUGUUAAGGGGAGGGUGGCCUGGGCUGGGAAAAGAAGAAGGGACCUGGUGAUGAGACAGGGCAAGAGUUAACAGAUACCACUUGUCUAUUGCAUGCUCAGAACAGCGGCAUCAUCAUUGAAGUCUGCUUGAUUAAACCUUAAUACUUGUGUAAUAAUUGGAUUUCAACUGCCAUGCUUUUAUUUUUAAUCUUGGGUUUUAACCAGAUCUUUUUCUUUUGUAAACUUGGACAAGGCUUUACAUUCUGUUUUACAAAUGUAGAAGAAAUUAAUUCAACAGGUGGCUCUUAAUGCACAGCCUUCGGUACUGUGUGGUAUAAGGCAUCGCCUGAAAGAUGUGCAGUGGCUGGAAAUACUUGAUAGUGGCCGGUAUCAAAGGGGCAGCUCUGCCAGAUGUGACUGUGGACAGACUGUAGGCACAGAGGCUUGUUUUGAAAUCUCUGGCUUUUUUGUGGUUUAUUUUUUACUUUGGGGAGAGGAGAGUCGUUAUGUUAUUUUUAACUUCAGUGGAGUUUACUUACAUGCUCGUUCAUCAGAGACUUGGCAUUUUAAACAAGGAAAUUUCAUGACGUUUUAGUCUUUAACUUUGGUUGUCCCUGAUCCUCAUCUUCCACAGCUAGAGCUACUCGAUGGGUUCAAAUCUAACAGCUUGUCAAUUCAUGAAUUGAGGGUAGCUGUUACAGCAGCAGGCACAUCGUAGAUACUGUGAUACCAAUUUUAUCUGCAUAUUGAAUUUAAGACCUAAGAGUGAUUUAAAAUAUGCUUUUACUGUUUUAGAACCACUUGUCGGGGCUUCAUGAGGUUCUUCUUCCUCCCCCUCCCCCUCCCACCUCCUCCUCUCUCCCUCCUUUAGGAAAGCCAAAAUUAUCUGUGCACAAAAUCACAAUGAAAUAGCCGUUUUUGUUCUCUCACUUUGCACCAUGUCACCUUCCCUCGUAGACUAAAGAACCCCGUAAGUUUUGAAGAUGUUUGCAAAUCAAACUAAAUUUAAAUGCGAUCAUUAGAUAUACACACACCAAGUGGUACAUUUGCAGAGAUCAUUUGAAAUUCCAGGUUUUGAGAGAACAAUGAGGUUUUACUAAGGAAUAAUUAAAUCAGAAUUUCAUAUGAGUUAUACCAUCCCUCUCUGUUAGUUUCAUUUGGUUCUGAUUAACAAUUCCUGGAUGCUCGUUCUCAGUGCUUGGUACCAGGGGUGUUGUGGCUCCCAGAGUGUAGAGCAGCUGGCAGUCUACGCUAGUCCAUCCCUUCACAUGGAACAAGUAUCUGGUUAAAUGAACAUCUGCCUAAAUGAACCAUCGCAGAUUUGAGCUGCCUGUUUUAACCUUUGUAAAUAUAUGUAAUUUGUGAUUCUAAUAUACUAUAUCCAUACUUGAAUUGUUUUAAGUAAAUCUAACCUGUUUGAAUACUUUUUCCUUAAAAACAAUAAGAUAUAUUACUCUUGAUGCUGCUGCUUAAUUGACUUAAUAGCCUAAAUUUAGCCUGUCAGUUUUAAAUUAGCUUUAUUUUUCAAUGGAGGCCAUUGUGUAGGAUGAGGUAUUUUUGUUUUAUUUUGGUAAUAUUUAUGAUGUAAAAAUCUAGCAACAGUCUUCUUACUGAUAACUUCCUCUUCUGUGUAGAUUACCUACAGAGGGAGGGAGGGAGGGAGG
This is a messenger RNA of Nannospalax galili (Upper Galilee mountains blind mole rat), 3248 nucleotides long. RefSeq names its product pellino E3 ubiquitin protein ligase family member 2 (gene Peli2). NCBI's taxonomy places the organism in Eukaryota, Metazoa, Chordata, Mammalia, Rodentia, Spalacidae. Gene Ontology annotation, biological process: regulation of Toll signaling pathway; protein polyubiquitination. The record is from RefSeq and is a predicted model, not a curated record. Gene Ontology annotation, molecular function: protein binding; ubiquitin protein ligase activity. The coding region runs from base 354 to 1514 and encodes 386 amino acids. The transcript has 5 exons.